This is a messenger RNA of Camponotus floridanus (Florida carpenter ant), 1242 nucleotides long. RefSeq names its product protein sevenless-like. The transcript is spliced from 3 exons. The coding region runs from base 115 to 1242 and encodes 375 amino acids. Lineage: Eukaryota; Metazoa; Arthropoda; Insecta; Hymenoptera; Formicidae. Gene Ontology annotation, molecular function: protein binding. The record is from RefSeq and is a predicted model, not a curated record.
AAGAGUGUAAAUGCAGACGAAUAUGUUGAAAAGAUAAUACACUCAAGUGGCAGUAAUAAGCAAAUUUUUUAUAAAAUUCACGCUUUUGAUCAAUCUUUACAAUCAUAUCCUCCAAUGAGAUGCCUGACACCUGACAAAAAAGGUUACAAUUUUGAGAAUGUGAAUGCAACGGCAAACAGCAUCAUUGUAAAUCUUCCGAAGCGAGUUGUAAAGCAUGGAUGCAAAAAAUAUAAUUUACCAACUACUAUAUAUACUAUCUCUGUAAGCCAUUGUUUAGACAACAACCUCAAUAAACCUGAAAAAUUUAAUGUGCUGCGAUAUGUGACAUACGAGCGAUAUUACGAGAUUCAGAAUUUAACACCAUUUACAGAGUACAAGUUGAAUUUUACUUUAAGCAAUUAUUACUUUGAUCAAUUAUCAAUAAAUCCAUUCGAUUCGAAUGUGAUAUCAAUAAAAACUAAUUCGGGCAAGCUUAAUGCACCAGAAAACAUAAGUGUUCUUGCUUUGACGCCUACUAUAGCAGCAGUUCAUUGGAUGCCACCUAAGAAGGUGAACUGCGUGCCCGUGACUUACGAAGUGCAUUGGAAGUCAGUUACAUUAGUGAAUGGCAUGCGACAAAAGAGCGAACAAUUUAUCAAUAUGCCGAAACGUACAGCAGACGGCAGAUUUUUCACAAAGAUUAACUUGUCGCUACCAGUACAAGAUUACUUGAUAUACGUGCGUGUGUAUCCAAUUAAUUUCAACGAUUUGUACAACGAGAGUUUUAGCAAGAUCGUUCACAUAUACUCAGAACCAAACAAUAUUACUUUGAGCGAAGUCAACAUAAAUAGCAUGAACAUUUCGUGGAUCUCAAACAUUAAUCUGACGAUCUUUUGUAUACUAGAGUACAAAGAUAUUGUAGCAGAAAAGUGGCAAACAAUGAAUUAUGUUAAAAUGAAUUAUAACAAAGAAGUAACAUACCAUGUCGAAAAUUUACAAUCGGGAACCUUAUACAUAUUUCGCUUGAUAUUGUGGUAUCCCGAAUAUGAGGAAAAUUUUACAUGGCCCACUGAUGAAAGAUUUAUUUUUUCAACACUUGAUAAUCCGAGCACUCCUGGAAUAACAGCGAAAGAAUAUUACUUAUUAUUCAUGUUAAGUUUUAUCGUUAUAGUUACUAUAACCUGCAUCUGGUACUUUUAUUAUUUGCAUCGCAGAGGUAAUAAGGAACAAUUUUUGUCUUUAACAAUGAUCGAUAUGGAAUGA